AUGAUCGACAUAUUCACCGACGGCAGCUGCAUCGGGAACCCCGGUCCCGGCGGUUGGGCCGCGAUCAUCGUCGAGAACGGUGGGUCACGCAAGGUCCACGGGAGCGACGAGAACACCACGAACAACCGGAUGGAGGUCCUUGCCGCCAUCCAGGGCAUCGAGGCCACUCCCUCCGGCGUCGACGUGCGCGUCCACAGCGACAGCUCAUACCUCAUCAACACCAUGACGAAGGGCUGGAAGCGCAACAAGAAUCAGGACCUGUGGGCCAGACUCGACUUCGAGGUCGCCAAGCGAAACGUCCAGUGGAAUUGGGUCAAGGGCCACGCCGGUCACCCGCUCAACGAAAAGGCCGACCGCAUCGCCAACGCAGAGGCCGCGGCGAACCGGUCAACGACCCACCACAGCCUUCGCCGGGACAAAAACUCUCCCACGUCGACGCCUCCGGCAAGGCCCAGAUGGUCGACGUAG
Molecule: messenger RNA, 468 nt
Organism: Geodia barretti
Lineage: Eukaryota; Metazoa; Porifera; Demospongiae; Tetractinellida; Geodiidae
Source: the annotation of a GenBank genome assembly